Uranotaenia lowii is the source of this 3928-nucleotide messenger RNA. Its product is annotated as cilia- and flagella-associated protein 251-like. The coding region runs from base 92 to 2752 and encodes 886 amino acids. The transcript has 12 exons. NCBI's taxonomy places the organism in Eukaryota, Metazoa, Arthropoda, Insecta, Diptera, Culicidae. Gene Ontology annotation, molecular function: protein binding. The record is from RefSeq and is a predicted model, not a curated record. Gene Ontology annotation, cellular component: motile cilium.
UUGACUGUUAUUCUAUUUUAAAAGAUUCCAUCACAUUUUUGUGGAAUUUUCGAUAUCAAUUUAUUUAACAAAUUGAUUGAAUGCAUCUAAGAUGAGUGAAAUUGUUCCGUACAGUUCCGAUAAUGUGUCCAGCUCCUAUCAUCGAUGUCAACCCUUGGUUCCUGAAUGGGUAUUCGGCUUCAAUCCUCGCAUUCCACUGCUCAACCUCACCACCCAGAAGGGCACCAAAGAAUUUGUUAUGGCCACCGGCAAUCUGGUGGUUUUUUGCAAAACCGAAAAGCAAUCCGAAGUGGUACACACAUUGAUUGGGCAUAAAAAUCCUAUCAACAUGAUCGUUGCCGAGGGUUCCGGUCGCUUUGUCGUGUCGUCCGAUAGUGUCCACUGUGUGAAUGUUUGGGAUCGGGAAGCAGAUCCCGGCAAAGCUCCGAUGGCGAUUCGAACCAUUUACGAACCGUUUAAAACUAGCGAAAUCAGUGCGAUCGGAUUGAGCCAUGACGGCAAAUAUCUGCUGAUAGCUAGCACCCGUUUCCUGUUGCAGCUUUGGCAAUGGACCGUCGGGAAUGAUGCUCCUGAUGAUACUCUAGAGUUGCCUAAUCGUCUGGGUAAAAUCCGGAAUAUCCGGUUCAGCGCAGAUCCAACCAAACUGAAUCACUUCAUCAUUACUUUCGAGAGUGGAAUAGCGUUUGGUUAUUAUGACCACAAGAACGAAAAGCUCAGCAUCGAGGUUCCCAAGAAGCACAGUUUUCAGGAGUAUACCGAUUCAGUCUUUGUAGAGGAGACUCCACGGGCUGUUUCCGUAACCGGUGCUGGCAUGGCAAUAGUUUGGAGCGAUGACAAGAAAGCUGAAGCCCCAAAUAGAAAACAGUUUCUUAAAUAUCUGCAUCUCAAGUACGCUUCCAUAAAUGUGAUCAAGUACUGCGACCAGAAGCUAAUAACGGGUGAUGACGAUGGUGAGAUAAGAUUCUACGAUACACACAUGCGAAUUCUGUACUGGUUUAAGCAAGAAGAACCGGAACCGGUAAGGACGAUUUCGUUCAAUAUUCAACCCAGAAAGUUUGUUCUUGAAGCAACUCCCGAAAACCAUGAAGAUCCUGAUGUAGAAGUAAUCAAUCUGGAAUCGCUUCCGAGAGAUGUAUCGCUAGCUGCACAGCCAGUAAUUGUUAGAAACUUUCUGAUGGCUACUAAAGCUGGCCACAUUCACGAGGUGGAUAUUGUGCAAAACAAAAUUCAGGAACUGUUUUAUCCCUCCGGUAGCAUCAUAACAGCUUUCGAUGUUCAUCCAGAUAGUACCCGGUUUUGUGCAUGCGAUGGAAACGGUAGCCUUACUGUGUAUAACCUGACGACAAAAAAUGCCAUAUCUACCUUAAAGAUCCCCAUAGAGAGAACACGCAGAGGGCGAAUAUCAGCCCUAAGAUAUUCACCAUGUGGAUCAGUUCUGUUAGGUGGCGCUGAGAAUGGAUUCAUCUGGAUCAUCAACCCAGACACCAUGCUAAUUCAGGAUGGCAGCCCGUUGGAGUUUGGUACCGAAAAGAUUCACCUUCUGGUGUUUGCCCCCGAUUCGAAACGUUGUAUUUUCACCGACACAGAAGGAUCCGUCGGUGUCCUGGAACGCGAUAGCGAUAGCUGGAAGUUAACAGGAAAAUGCAUUUCACACAAUGUGGUUGACAUGCUGUUCAUCGAUUGGUCGGCUUUUCUGACGAUUGGGAAUGAUAGGCACUUGAUAGAGUACCAUCUAGACACUGCAGAGACUAACAUUUUAUUGAGUACGGAUAGCCUCUGCGUGAGAGCUCGAGUCAAAAUAGAACAAUCUGCCCAUACAACAGCUUUCUUACGAAUAUCGGAGAGACGUUUGCUCAUAGCCAACGAUCAGUUCAAAUUUAAAAUAUUUAAUCUCGACACUUUUGCCAUAAUGCACACAUUUCUGGCACCUUACCUGAAUGGACCCAUUCGAAGUUUGAACCUACUUCCAGGAGAAGAAUUUAUCUCAUUUAUGACCGAUAAUAACGUUUACAUACACCAACUACCCAUUGAUGGAAAUCCUUACAAGUGCAUGGGAGUAUUUGCUCAUCCGAAAAAGCUUCAUGGUAUUCGCUUGGUCGAAGACCGUUACGUUUUGUGCUAUGGCGAAGGUGAUCAUGCUGUGAGCAAGUGGAAGAUCAACACCACUCCCCUGAUCGAAAACCUCAAGUAUUGUGGCACGGGACUGGAUCCCUACUGCUCUUUGCUGCCGGGUGGUAAAACUGGAUGCUACGUCAAGGAGAUGCUGAGCCUUUUCUUCUAUAACCAAAUAUCCCCGAAACACAGCGAAGAAGAGACAGAAUUAACGAUUCGCGACGCUAUGGAUAUCAGAGAUGUUCCCAACUUUAUGAGAAGCAUUGGUUUUCACAUGUCGCAAUUUGAGGAGGACAAUUUGAUGAAAGAAAUUCACCUGUUUGGUGUGAACUUUCUUACCUUCGAGGAAGUGGCCAAACUGUUUCUAAACCACCGGACUCUAUUCAAUCCGGACUGCGAAGACGUCCGGGCGGCGUUGAUGUUCAUCACCAAGGGAGUUUUUUCUUCGGUGGAUUUGAAAUCCUUCAACAGACACCUGUCGAAACUAGGCGAAAAACCGGACGUUAAGCUGCUCGAUUACUACGCGGCCGUUUUGUUUCCCAAGUACAUCCUUCGCCAGUCCCAUGAAAGCGUCACCGACGAAGGAGAAACGUACACCUUUUUGGUUCCGCUGGAGGCAUUGGCUGAUAAGCUUGUGUAGGAAGAUUUCUCUAGAGGAAUUGAAGAGAAAUACUGUGUUAGUUGGAAUAUCACUUUAUUUGGAACAUAUUUUUCUUUCUUUUUCGACAAUGUUUAAUUUUAUAUUAGUAUUAUAAUCCGGAACAUUAGACAAAAACCAUGGUUUUACAUUUUUGAAAAUUUUUCACCGCUUUUAACUAUUAAUUGUUGCUUCUCUUCUAGACGAGGAACAGCAGAUAAUGACAAAUUAGUUGGAUGACGCUUAUUUAACCUAUGUUAAACGUUAUUUAUUAUAUGGCCUUAGUGAUGAUGAGUCUUAAUUCGGAAAAGUAGGAGGAAAAUAUGUGACCUAGCAUUGGUUUACUGAACGAGGAUGAAAGAAAAUGGAAGAAUACAAAAAAUAUAUUUACAGACUAUGUGUAGCUAUUUGUUUUCAGUUAUUAUCGUAUAGAUGAGAUAAGAUACUCUUUCUUUUAAUAUGAAGAUAGAAUUAUAGUUUUCUGGACAGAUUAAGAUCAAUAGUUUGUCAUUUUUCUCAAGUGUAGCGAAAAAGACUCCUUACUUACAUCAUAAUAGUGUUACUCUUACAGUAUACAAUCACAAAGCUUUCUUGUUUUUUUUCACUUGGAUUUUAUGUCCUCGUUAAAUUCAUUUGCUUUUUCUUCACUUUUUGGAACUUGUUUCGAUUUUUUUUAAACCUAAACUAUCGCAAUCUCUACGAAGAACAGGUUCUUCGUGCUAAAUUGAAUUAUUUUACCUUUCACUGAAUCCAUACACUCAAUCACAAAUUUCAGUAUAAUCGCGAGGAUUUAACCGUAAAACCCGCUAGAUAAUUCGAGUCAUUCGUUAUGAACGGCACGCAACGCUUCUGCGUUCUGGUCUGGAAGGUUUCGCACGAGUCAAAGCUUAGAUUUUUUUUUUUUUCAAUACGGCUGCAGUCACUUUUAACAACACAAAACAUUUUCACGAUUCUAACAAUGGUUCAACUUCAAAACAAACUUUUAGCUUUCGAUAUUAUGCUUAGCGCACUGCCUAAGAAAGAUUACAUACAAAUUUACUCACUUUUAUUAUACGGAACUGUAAAAAUUUCGAAACAAAAUUUAGAAACUAAAAAAUUUACUUUUUAAUAGAGAACCCUAAUGCAAUAAACAAUUGUUUUUUUUUCGAUAGUGAAUGAAUACGUUUUAAGAGAAUACAA